Notothenia coriiceps (black rockcod) is the source of this 1064-nucleotide messenger RNA. RefSeq names its product carboxypeptidase E (gene cpe). Gene Ontology annotation, molecular function: metallocarboxypeptidase activity; zinc ion binding. The transcript has 5 exons. The record is from RefSeq and is a predicted model, not a curated record. Gene Ontology annotation, biological process: protein processing; peptide metabolic process. NCBI's taxonomy places the organism in Eukaryota, Metazoa, Chordata, Actinopteri, Perciformes, Nototheniidae. Bases 126 to 1064 code for a protein of 312 amino acids.
GAGGGAGGGGAGAGAGAGAGAGAGAGAGAGAGAAUAUUUAUAGCCUGUAGCGAAGCUGCAGCACAGAGAUAAGGCUUGGGACCGACACACACAGACAGGGCUUAGGGACAAGAGGACACGUCAAGAUGAAACUCUUCACUUCGGUAGUUUUAUUCGGGGCCGCAGUGGCCCUAGUCAGCGCGGCAGCAGCAGGCACCGAGGGGGAGAUCUCCUUCGAGUACCACCGCUAUGAGGAGCUGCGGAAGGCUCUGGUGUCGGUGUGGCUGCAGUGCCCGACCAUCACCCGCAUCUACACCAUCGGGGAGAGCUUCGAGGGCCGCGAGCUGCUGGUGCUGGAGAUGUCAGACAAUCCCGGGACGCACGAACCUGGUGAGCCUGAGUUCAAGUACAUCGGCAAUAUGCACGGAAACGAGGCCGUGGGCAGAGAGCUGAUCAUCUACCUGGCUGAGUACCUGUGCAACCAGUACCAGCAAGGCAACGAGACCAUCAUCGACCUCGUCCACAACACUCGCAUCCACCUGAUGCCCUCCAUGAAUCCAGAUGGAUUCGAGAAGGCCGCCUCUCAGCCCGGAGAGAUUAAGGACUGGUUUGUGGGCCGCAGUAACGCGCAGGGCGUGGAUCUGAACCGUAACUUCCCCGAUCUGGACCGCAUCAUCUACAUCAAUGAGAAGGAGGGUGGAGCCAACAACCACCUGCUGCAGAACAUGAAGAAGGCUGUGGAAGAAAACACCAAGCUGGCUCCAGAGACCAAAGCAGUGAUUCACUGGAUCAUGGAUAUCCCCUUCGUGCUGUCAGCUAACCUGCAUGGAGGAGACGUGGUGGCCAACUACCCAUAUGAUGAGACCCGCACUGGCUCCACUCAUGAGUACAGCUCCAGUCCAGAUGAUGUUGUGUUCAAGUCUCUGGCCAAGUCUUACUCCAUGUACAACCCAGUCAUGUCCGACCCCAACCGCCCCCCCUGCCGUAAGAACGACGACGACUCCAGCUUCAAAGACGGCAUCACUAACGGAGGGGCCUGGUACAGCGUGCCCGGAGGUAAGAGGUCACCAGAGCCCAGUGUGUGA